AUGGCCGAGGCGUGCCCUCCACAGAGCCCUGCCAGCCCGACGCCUUUGCCGUUCUCCACCUCCCCUCGCACCCUUUCCUUUUUUGACCCCUCUUUAGACCCUUCCCCAAAUGACUCUCUUGAGGCCGACCCCGCCAGGUAUUUAACCAGGAGGAUUCCCCAGAACCCUAAGUAUCAGUACGUGAAAACUCGCCUCGAUACGGGUAACAGCCUGAUCAAAUGCAUGGAGAAAUUGGAAGAGAAGAAAAGAAAUUACAGACACAAAAAGGAUGAGCUAUUCAGAAGAUUAAAGGUGACUACUUUGGCCCAGCUGGUCAUCCAUGUCUCUUCCCUGUCUGAUAAAACGUUAGAAGUGACAGCUGAGGAAAUCCAAAAGCUGGAAGAUGGUGAUGGCAUCGCUUCAGAUGGUGAUGUUCAACUCAAAGCUGGGACAAAUGGGAAGGCAAGCCCUACUGAGAAACCACCUAGUCCAGUCCUAUUCAUAAACAACACUGGUGGUGGAGAGUCUCAUCGGUCUACUUUGCAAAGCCUGAUAAGUGGUGUUGGUGAGCUAGACAUACACAAAGACACGCUAAAGAAACCUGACACUAAUGAUACUAAAGAUGGACCUUAUCCUGAUUGCCCCUUCCUGCUGCUAGACGUACGGGAUCGAGAUGCGUACGACCAAUGUCACAUUGUUGGAGCGUAUUCCUACCCAAUCGCAACGCUAUCCAGGACCAUGAAUCCAUACACCAAUAAUAUUCUGGAAUAUAAAAAUGCCCAUGGAAAGAUCAUCAUCUUGUACGAUGAUGACGAGCGAAUAGCCAGCCAGGCUGCCACCACCAUGUGCGAGAGAGGCUUUGAGAACGUAUUCAUGUUAUCUGGAGGUCUAAAAGUCCUUGCACAGAAGGUGCCUGAAGGACUAGUCACUGGCUCAUUCCCAACAUCCUGCCAGUUGAUGACCCAAACUGGCUCUGCCCGGAAAAGGGCCAGCCCUAAAGUGCCACCCACACCCGCUGAGAAUAAGUGGCGAUUUACUACAGAAGAUCUACAGAAGAUAAAGUGCUACCUGGAAGAAGAGCAGAUCCCUUCAGAUACUGCCAACCGCCUUAGCCGUGGUUCCUCGGGCCGGGACUGCAGGGCCUCUACUGUGAGGAGCAGUCAGAACCUCUCCACCGCCAACUCGGCUAGCUCCCUUGCCACCCGCUCCUUCAGCAGCGGCAGUCUGCAGAACAAACCCUGGAAAUAAAGACAGCAUCUCCUUUCCAUUGAAUAAAUGAAUGUCCCAGUACAUCCUGCUCAGUACAUCCUUUUAUUGUUUUAGGAAGCUGCUAAGAGGAAGAAAAGAAUGGUAUAAGACUAGCAGAUGGGGAGAGGGCAGGGGGUCCAAGACUCCUGACAUUCAGUAGGACAGGAAAAAGUACAAUUUUAUAAGACUCCUCGUAAAAGGACAAUGUCAGGUCAAAGUCGUUGGAAUGGUGAAUUUGGGGAGGGCAGGAAGAGCCCCUGACCAAUGGAAGCGGUCCUGUGAAAUGUGUAACCUAAGGAAAUGCCAGUUGAAUUUGUGCUUGUAACAAUUAUUCUUUCCAGUGUCCUAUGUAGCACUGCAGCAUCAUGCUAAUAAGUGAGACCUUGGGAGAUGGAUAGACCAGAAACUAACUGCACACACAAAUCCUGGUGUCUACCUGAAAUGCUGAAACUGAACAAACAGCCAAAAUGGUGAAGAGUGAGAGACUCGAGAAACAUCCUUUUUUUUUUUUUUUUUUACCAAUGAAAUGUAUUUCUUAUAAGGGCAUUCUUGUAAAUAUACAGCAUGCUGUUUUGAACCUGA
This is a messenger RNA of Alligator sinensis (Chinese alligator), 1809 nucleotides long. It is a transcript of the gene CEP41, whose product is annotated as centrosomal protein 41. NCBI's taxonomy places the organism in Eukaryota, Metazoa, Chordata, Crocodylia, Alligatoridae. The transcript has 11 exons. Gene Ontology annotation, biological process: cilium assembly; protein polyglutamylation. Bases 1 to 1227 code for a protein of 408 amino acids. The record is from RefSeq and is a predicted model, not a curated record. Gene Ontology annotation, cellular component: ciliary basal body.